GCAGCCAUGGUCAACCCCACCGUGUUCUUUGACAUUGCGGCCGAUGGCAAGCCCUUGGGCCGCGUCUCCUUCGAGCUGUUUGCAGACAAAGUUCCAAAGACAGCAGAAAACUUUCGUGCUCUGAGCACUGGAGAGAAAGGAUUUGGAUAUAAGGGUUCUUCCUUUUGCAGGAUUAUUCCAGGAUUCAUGUGCCAGGGUGGUGACUUCACACGCCAUAAUGGCACUGGCAGCAGAUCCAUCUACGGAGAAAAAUUUGAGGAUGAGAACUUCAUCCUGAAGCAUACAGGUCCUGGCAUCUUCUCCAUGGCAAAUGCUGGACCAAACACAAACGGUUCCCAGUUUUUUAUCUGCACCACCAAGACUGAGUGGCUGGAUGGCAAACAUGUGGCCUUUGGGAAGGUGAAAGAAGGCAUGAACAUUGUGGAAGCCAUGGAGCGUUUUGGGUCCAGGAAUGGCAAGACCAGCAAGAAGAUCACCAUUUCCGACUGUGGACAACUCUAAUUCUUUUGACUUGCGGGCUUCUUACCCACCAGACCAUUCCUUCUGUAGCUCAGGAGAGCACCCCAGCCCAAUCUGCUCGCAGUACCCUGUAA
Chionomys nivalis (European snow vole) is the source of this 593-nucleotide messenger RNA. Its product is annotated as peptidyl-prolyl cis-trans isomerase A-like. The coding region runs from base 7 to 501 and encodes 164 amino acids. Gene Ontology annotation, molecular function: peptidyl-prolyl cis-trans isomerase activity. Gene Ontology annotation, biological process: protein peptidyl-prolyl isomerization. Lineage: Eukaryota; Metazoa; Chordata; Mammalia; Rodentia; Cricetidae. The transcript has a single exon. The record is from RefSeq and is a predicted model, not a curated record.